This is a messenger RNA of Austrofundulus limnaeus, 537 nucleotides long. RefSeq names its product zinc finger BED domain-containing protein 1. NCBI's taxonomy places the organism in Eukaryota, Metazoa, Chordata, Actinopteri, Cyprinodontiformes, Rivulidae. The record is from RefSeq and is a predicted model, not a curated record. Gene Ontology annotation, molecular function: DNA binding.
UCGAUUUUUUAUUAAGGUUUAAAAUGUCAACUUUCCUGCCAGCCGUUCAUUUUUAUGUUGUAGUUCAGCCUCUGGCCGCUAGUUGGCAACAGCGAGCCAGCCACUUGACUCUUCCACUCCUAAAGAGCCACAGAGUUAGCGCUAGCUUGGUAGCAGAAAGCACAAAUGGCAAAGUCAGAGACGGUUAGACCGGCACCCGCUGCCUUUAAAGCUGCAGUGUGGACUCAUUUCGGGUUUCAAAAUAAAGAAGGCAGUACUACGGAGUUUGAUAAAGCCCAUGCUGUUUGCAAAAUCUGCAACGCCAGGGUCAAAUACUCAGGUAACACGACGAAUCUUCGAGCUCACAUGGCGAGACACCACAGCGAUGUACAGCUAGCAACAGCUAACACGACGAAGCGAGUGGAGUCGGCUCAGUUGAAGCUUACUGACGUUCAAACACCGAAGUUGCCGUCGUCUUCAGCUCGUGCAACCAAGAUAACAGAGUCAGUGAUUUAUUUUAUUUGCAAAGACAUGCGCCCUCUUAGUGUUGUAGAAAAC